AUUUCUCAUACUCCAAAAAUUUCUCAUACUCCAAAAAUUUCUCACACUCCAAAAAGUUCUCAUACUCCAAGGAGACCCGGUAGAAUUCGGGAAGCUUCUCCAACCUUAUCUGAGAAAACUGAUCCUGAUUCUGAAAAAAGUUCAUCUAUUAUAUCUCCAAUAGAGGAUAAUGACCAUCAUGGAUCUAUCGAACUAGCAAUAAAAUCAAUAGAAGAACAAAUAAAAUUACAACAACAAAAAUUUGCUAAAAGAUUAUUAUCUCAACAACACAGACCAGUAGAAUAUAGAGACGAUAUUUCUGCAAAUGCUACGGUUUCUUCCGAACAAGGUUCUAAUGGUAAGUCAAGAAGUGAACCUGCUCCAUACUCAUAUGGUAAGAGUGAACCUAUUCCAUACUCAUAUGGUAAAGGAUCAGGGAGAGCACCAUCGAUGGGUUCUAAAACUCUUGCCGGAAAGAAAGUUGCACCAAAACCAGUUGCACAAAUUAAAAAUAUUUGUACUUGCGGCGAUCCUAAUAGUCCUUGGUGUCAUGUUUGUGAACUAAGAAGAUUUAAAUCUGCUUUUCCAAAAUGGACUAGUGGUAAUAAAAUAGUUGACAAUUUUAUCAGAGAGACUCAAUUAAAUUGUUCAUCCGAAGUGAAUUAUCUCGAAUGGAUAUCAUUCGAUCGAUUUAGAGAGGUUAAAGAAAUUGGUUCUGGUGCUUAUGCAAAGUUGUUUUCGGCUAUAUGGCUGGAUGGUCCUCGAAUUAUACCUGAUGAAAAAAAGAAAUUUAAAAGAGAUGUUCGUAAAAGAGUCAUUCUAAGACAAUUACACAAUUCUCAAAACAUAUCUGAGUCUUUCUUUAGCGAGCUAGAAAAAUACUAUCGUUCAAUCAUAUGGACUGAUAGUGUUAUGCAUUGUUAUGGCAUGUCCAAGGAUCCUGUCACUAAAAAUUUUAUUAUGGUUUUUGAAAAUGUUGAAAAUGGAAAUUUACAUACCUAUUUAAAUGAAAAUAUUAUAAAUAUGUCAUGGCAAUCUAAAUUGGCUAUAACAUGUGAUCUUGUAAAGGCCUUAAAAACAAUCCAUCAUGUAGAUAUAAUUCAUCAUGAUAUUCAUUGUGGUAACGUUAUGGUAUUAAAGAAUGGAUUUAUUGCACUUGCUGAUCUAGGAUUAUGUCGUAAAGUAGAUGAUCCUGAUGAUGAUGGUAAACAAUGUUGGGAUAAAGAUCCUUUAAAAAGGCCAGACGCAAAUAUUUUGCAUAGAACUCUUUGUGAUUGGUUAAAAAAAAUUGUUGAUACUCCGCGGCUUCCAUAUAAAGUUAAUACCGAGUUUGCUCUUGCUGAAAACUGGCGUUCUCAUAAAGUUCAUUCUCAUACAUCUCAGGAAAAUGAACAAAUACAUCCAUUAGCAUUUUAUACUAGUCAAAGUUUUGAUUUUAGUGAACUACAGUCUUCACAAUUAGUAAGAUGUAGUUCUCCCGAUGUAAUUAAUACAAUCGAAGUCAAUGUAAAGUAUGAUACACAAGAUGUUGAUGAAAUUGAUACUAAGUACGAUACACCAAAUGGAGUUGACGUUAAGGAUGAUACACCAGAUGAUGUUGAUAUUAAAUGUAAUACUCCACCUUCAGAAACUGAGAAUACAUUUGAACCACCACGAUCACCAACCGAAAGUAAUAGUAAGACUUCAGAAAUUGAUAUUAAAUAUGAUGGCACUACAUCUCCUUCUGGUGAAAGCGCUACUAGUUUUAAAGCGGACCAAUCUGAACAUUUAGAUAUUGAAUUUUGA
Messenger RNA from Racocetra persica, 1764 nucleotides. Lineage: Eukaryota; Fungi; Glomeromycota; Glomeromycetes; Diversisporales; Gigasporaceae. The record is from the annotation of a GenBank genome assembly.